Tachyglossus aculeatus (Australian echidna) is the source of this 786-nucleotide messenger RNA. Its product is annotated as olfactory receptor 1361-like. Gene Ontology annotation, cellular component: membrane. Gene Ontology annotation, biological process: G protein-coupled receptor signaling pathway. Gene Ontology annotation, molecular function: G protein-coupled receptor activity. Bases 1 to 786 code for a protein of 261 amino acids. The transcript has 4 exons. Lineage: Eukaryota; Metazoa; Chordata; Mammalia; Monotremata; Tachyglossidae. The record is from RefSeq and is a predicted model, not a curated record.
AUGAUUAACCAAUCCAGUGCUUCAGAGUUUGUCUUGCUGGGCCUGUUUACGGACCCAGGGCAGCAGCCGCUCCUCUCCUUCAUCUUCCUGGUUCUGUAUCUGGUCACCGUCGGUGGGAAUCUUCUUAUCAUCCUGGCCAUCGGUGCCGACUCACAUCUCCACUCCCCUAUGUACUUUUUCCUCACCCACCUCUCUCUUGUCGAUGUCUGCUGCUCCUCCACCAUCGUCCCCAAGAUGUUGGCCGACAUGCAGACUGGCAGCCACACCAUCUCCUACAUUGGCUAUCUGGAUGACUUCCUCCUGGCUGUGGUAGCAUUUGAUGGCUUCAUGGCCAUCUGUCGGUCCCUGUGCUCUGCCACGGCCGUGAACCCAUGGCGCUGUAUCCUGCCGGUGGCCACCUGCUGGGUCAUCUCUCAGCUCAAUUCCCUGUUACACACAAUCCUGUUGGCUCAGCUAACCUGCUGUGAUGACCUCACCAUCCCCCACUUCUCCUGUGACCUGGCCCUGCCUCGGUCCUUUUCUGAUACCUCCUUCAAUGAGCUGGUGCUAUUGUCCGCGGUUAUCAGCGAGUACAUGGGCCCCUCACCUCCUGGCUCCUCUGAUGAAAACAGCCUAGCCACAGUGCGGUAUAUGGUCAUAACCCUCUUGUUGAACGCCUUCAUCCAUAGCCAGUGCAACCAUGACCUGCACCGAGCCUUGGGUCUCACCAGCCAGUUCCUGACCUUUGCCGGGACCUCGGGUCCUUCAGAAGGGAAGUUGGGGGGCAGUGAGUAUGGCUUCCCUUGA